This is a messenger RNA of Torulaspora globosa, 1041 nucleotides long. RefSeq names its product ditrans,polycis-polyprenyl diphosphate synthase (gene SRT1). Bases 1 to 1041 code for a protein of 346 amino acids. The transcript has a single exon. Gene Ontology annotation, cellular component: endoplasmic reticulum; lipid droplet; membrane. The record is from RefSeq and is a predicted model, not a curated record. NCBI's taxonomy places the organism in Eukaryota, Fungi, Ascomycota, Saccharomycetes, Saccharomycetales, Saccharomycetaceae. Gene Ontology annotation, molecular function: ditrans,polycis-polyprenyl diphosphate synthase [(2E,6E)-farnesyl diphosphate specific] activity.
AUGAGGUUACCGAAUUAUGUUAGGUUUCGUUUGACUGGUCCCUCCAAGGAGCUGGCCCGUUCCUCGAGGGUGAACGCCUACUUUAAAAGGAUCAAGGAUAAAGUGAUGCCAAUAUUGAUCUGGUUAGCAUCGUUUAGAGUUGUAGCGUGGUUACAUGAAAGUCUGCAGAACAUUUUGAUUGGCGUCAUUAGGGUUGGGCCCGUUCCUCGACACGUUUCAUUCAUCAUGGAUGGUAACAGACGUUACGCCAAGAAAUGUGAUAUGCCGAUCAAGAAGGGUCAUGAAGCUGGAGGGGUGGCUUUACUGAAUCUGUGUUACGCUUGUAAAAGGAUCGGGAUCAAGUGUGUUUCUGCAUAUGCGUUUUCGAUAGAAAACUUCAACCGUCCCAAGGAGGAAGUUGAGACGUUGACCAAUAUGUUUUCAGCCAAGCUAGAUGAGUUCUGUGACAGAGCCAACACAUUGAGUGAUCCGCUGUACGGGUCUCGUCUUCGAAUCGUAGGCGACCAUUCGCUUGUUUCUGCGGAUAUGAGGGAAAAGAUAAAAAGAGUGGAACGGCUGACAGACAACGGUGACGACUUCACCUUAUACAUCUGCUUUCCUUACACUUCCCGGAAUGAUAUUUACCAUACGGUGUGUGGUUCCAUCGAAAAAUCCUUGGCCGAUCGCGCGUACGCUAGCUCGCUCACGGUCGCGGGUUUUACCAGGAGCAUGUACUUGGAGGAGUUUUCAAACAACUGCGAUUUGCUCAUUAGGACCAGUGGCCACAUGAGAUUGUCGGAUUAUAUGUUAUGGCAAUCACAUGAGAAUUCCGAGAUUCUGUUUACGUCGACUUUAUGGCCCGAUUUUGGAUUUAUCAGAUUGUAUUUGGCGCUAUUGAGGUGGUCAUUUUUCACAAAUAUCCAGCGUUACAACGAGAUGGGGUUCUCUCUUAGACGAAAACUCUACCAUUCCUUGCCCUUUGUGAGCGGUCAUGCUCCCGUUUCAGUGGAUUCAUUGCCCAGCCCUCCGAUAGCUAUUUCCGUCACUGGAGAAAGUGAAUAA